GGACUAUGGGGCUGCGGGAAACACCAGAAGAUCAAGUACGGUGACUUGUGCGUAGGGGGCGAGCACCGCGAACCGACGCGUUUGUUUGUUUCCUAACAACACCGUGCUGGAGAAAUGCACAGUGGUUAAGAGUGCACACUCCUGCUGCGGAGGACAGGAGCUCCGUUUCCGCGUAGGGCAGCUCACAACCGCCCGUACCUCAGGCUGCAGGGUGAUCUGCCGCCUUUGGCUCCCUGGCACCUGCAUUGUAGCGUAGGAACUCACAUAGACACAUGGAUUAAAGACUCAGAGAGGCCGUUUACUCGGAGGGCGUGUGACGCACCGGCGGGGCUGAGCCCGGGGCCCGCGGCGGCGGAAGGAAGGAAGCGCGAGCGCAGGCCGGGCUCGGCGGAGGCUGUGCGCCCGGGGGAGGAGCCUGAGCGGCCGGGCGGCGGGCGCAGCGGCCCAGCCAUGUCCGCCGAGGAGAUGGUGCAGAUCCGCCUGGAAGACCGCUGCUACCCGGUGAGCAAGAGCAAACUGAUCGAACAGAGCGACUACUUCCGCGCGCUCUACCGCUCCGGCAUGCGCGAGGCCGUGCGGCCCGAGGUGGGCCCGGAGGUGCAGCAGCUGCGCGGCCUGAGCGCUCCGGGCCUGCGGCUGGUGCUGGACUUCAUCAACGCGGGCGGCGCGCGCGAGGGCUGGGGCCUGAGCGAGGACGAGCUGGCCGAGGCUAGUGUGCUGUCCGAGAUGGUGGAGGCCGCGUCCUUUCUGCAGGUCACGGCGCUGCUGCGCUUGCUGCUGUCGCACGUGCGUCUGGGCAACUGCCUGGAGCUGUACCGCCUGGCGCAGGUGUACGGGCUGCCCGACCUGCAGGACGCCUGCCUGCGCUUCAUGGUGCUGCGCUUCCACCAGGUGCUGUGUCAGCCGCAAUUCCCGCUACUGCUGUCGCCGCCGCAGGCCCCCGGGGACUGUAGCCUGAAGCAGAGGCUGAGGGAGGCCCGCAUGCGCGGGACCCCGGUCCUGGUGGCCCUGGGGGACUUCCUCGGGGGACCCCUGGCCCCGCACCCAUAUCAAGGGGAACCCCCGUCCAUGCUUAGGUACGAGGAGACCACGGAGCGCUGGUUCCCCCUGGCCAACAACCUGCCUCCCGACCUGGUGAACGUCAGGGGCUAUGGCUCAGCCAUCUUGGACAACUACCUCUUCAUCGUGGGUGGUUACAGGAUCACCAGCCAGGAGAUCUCAGCGGCACACUCCUACAAUCCCAUCACCAACGAGUGGCUGCAGGUGGCCUCCAUGAACCAGAAGCGAUCUAACUUCAAACUUGUGGCUGUCAAUUCGAAGCUUUACGCCAUCGGUGGGCAGGCCGUUUCUAACGUGGAGUGCUACAAUCCCGAGCAAGAUUCGUGGAAUUUUGUGGCUCCCCUGCCAAACCCUCUGGCUGAGUUCUCUGCCUGCGAGUGCAAGGGGAAGAUUUAUGUCAUUGGUGGAUAUACCACCCGAGAUCGCAACAUGAACAUCCUGCAGUACUGCCCCUCCGCCGACCUCUGGACGCUGUUUGAGACCUGUGACGUCCAUAUCCGCAAGCAGCAGAUGGUGUCCGUGGAGGAGACCAUCUACAUCGUGGGUGGGUGUCUCCAUGAACUGGGGCCCAGCCGCAGGAGCAGCCAAAGUGAGGACAUGCUCACCGUGCAGUCCUACAACACGGUCACGCGUCAGUGGCUCUACCUGAAGGAGAACACGUCCAAAUCGGGCCUGAACUUGACAUGCGCACUGCACAAUGACGGCAUCUACAUUAUGAGCAGGGACAUCACCCUGUCCACCAGCUUGGAGCACCGAGUGUUUCUCAAGUACAACAUCUUUGCUGACAGCUGGGAAGCCUUCCGGCGGUUCCCAGCUUUCGGACAUAACUUGUUGAUUUCCUCUCUCUAUCUGCCCAAUAAAGCAGAGACCUGACUGAUUCAACGGUAUUUAAAAGAAAAGUCUGGUUCAAGGGGGAAAAAGCAAGCCUUUGAAGUCCUGACUCCUGAAGGGACAGAGCGGGCUAACGUAGGUCACGUGUGUAGGCGGCUCAGCUGUAAAUAAGCUUUCUUGAACUAAUUACUUGAAAACUUGGGGUGAAGAGACCAACCCUAUUUUUUCCAGAUUGGGUUUUUUUUUUGUAUCAUGGGAACAAAUAUCAUGAUAAGUAUUCAUCCAAACCUAACAGUCUUGGAGCAACAACUAAAACCCACCAUUAAAAAGUAGACUGCUAGGGUCUGCUUUGUACGGGCCAAGGUCAGUAGCUAACCUGAUAGUAAUGGUUUUGUUUUGUGUUUUUUUCCCUGCUGGGAAUGGAAUCCAGGGCCUCAUGGUAGUCCCAGAAAAGAUGACACUAAAAAUGCCCUUUCUUCAGGUCACCUGAGAUCUCCUCAGAAAGGGCAUUCCUUUUGGUGAUCGGUUUAUUUGACAAGCAUUAGGAUCCAUCACCUCCUUAGCUUCCGGCUCGCUUGUCACCCCAUUGUCACUCUGUCUCUCUGGGCAGACGUUUUAUCUUAUAUUUGUUUUCAGAAACCCUAACAGGUGUGUCUGAAAUCAUAUUAUCAUUUAUAAACUUUUUUUAAAAAAAAAGUCUCUUCAUGUUCUAAGUACCUGAUGUUGUGUUGGCUGCUUCGAAGCUGUCCUUGGGGCCCACAAGCUAUGGUUGCCUUGCCUGCUACAAGGAUAGAGGCAGACAGAGAAACCACAUAAGCAGCCAGACCAUCCACAAAUGUGGAUAAACACAUUUCUCAGCCACUUUCCCAGUCUUUGUGCAAUUGAGAAUGCUGUCUAAAGUAGACUAGUGAACCUCUUAUGCCAUGUGGGGCAAAUGAGGGUCUGUGUGGGUCACCAUAGCUGCAUUGUGAGGGCUUUGUUUUUAGAAGAUUGCUAUAAACACUUUAUAAAUUGAGUCUUAGAUGAGGAGGACCACAUGAGGAAAGAUGCCUUUAGGAGUUAUUUUAAUUGAAUGUAUUUGACCUAGUUCUUGUUUUAAGACAAAAAUCAAAACCAAACCAAACCGAUGUUUGCACAUUUACUUAGGUUUUCUCCUAGCUUCAUCUUAACCUUAGAUGUUCAGCUGUGUUUUGCCUUUUUAAGGGAAGGAUGGCUGUAGCUGAUGUGUGCUAGAAAGCAGGGGAGAUGUCCUUUACAGACAUGGGAUGGCUUCUGCUGGCCUUUCUGACUUGAGGUGAGGUGCUGGCUUCAGAGCUCUCCUGCCAACAACGGUGCAUAACUUAAGGACCUGCCAAUCAUGGGUCUGUGUUUCUUAAAAGACUCAAGGGCCUACUUAGCACGCAUGAGAGGCCCCAGGUUUAAUCUCCGGCACUUACAGCAACAGCAACAAGGUCCUCACCUACAGGAAUUUUGAUUGAAGAGAAUUUGCUGCAACCAGCUGCUAUCUUGUAAUAGAGUCGGCUAAAGGGACCGGACUCCAUCUCUACACCAGCAGCGGGCUGCCGCCUUGCAUAUUAAAGAAAGCUCCACAGAGAACCAAGAGCUACAGGCAGAUUCUUCCUGGUUCCUUGCACAGCUGCUUUCCUGAUGGCUGGCCAUGGGAGAGGGAAGCUAGUAGGACCUAGUAGGUCUUCAGUGUUAAUGAGGGAGUCACUUCAGAGUUUUUUUGCAGCCAUGCCUCUAAUACAGCUUUAGAGCCUUGUUAUAAAACUCUUCUUUGCACAGUGGUCUAGAAGCUCUGCUAGUCUUUAUUUGGGACAUGGUGACAAUUCUUAGUGUCUUGUCAUGAAAUCUACCAAUAUCCAAUCAACCUCCUUGUAAUGCCAUUGGAAGCUUACAGGCCAUUUCUAGCCACAUUUGUUUUCAAACACUAAGUCUGUUUUUCUUACUCCCACCCCUUUUUUUCCCUCUCUAAGACAGGGUAUUGCCUUACAAUUCAGGAUAACUCCAAACUGGAGACUCUCACCUCAGCCUCUUGCUUCCGUGCCUGUCUUUAUGUAUUACUUUUAAAAUUGUUUUGCUGGGUUCUUUUCAAAUAACAAAAAACUCUGAGCUAAAAUCUUUACCAAAAUGGUACUUAUAUAAUAGAUUUAAUUUAUAUUCACUAUAGAAUUGAAUUUUGGAGGAGUCUAUAAUUUCAUUACUGUACUUUAAAAUCUAAUUUAUGUUUGUUGUUAUAGGUCUUCAUUUUUAUGCAGCCUAGUCCUGAAUAUUCAGAGGGAACUGGCAGUUGAAUUAGCAAUGAACAAAGAUGGGCAAUUAUCUUGUGAAAAUGCACAUCUUAAAAGCCCAUCAUGGCAUCUACCUGUUGACUAGUUCUCUUCCUGAUGGCCAUCUUUGGACAUAUUUCCUAAUGCCAGCAACUAGAUUCUUGGACCAAGGGAAGUUCUAACACUGACAUCCACAAAGCUCUCACCCCAGGCUUACCAUGUAGCCUGUGUGCAGUAUAUGGCUCUGGGGUUUAGAUGCACAGACUCCCAAUAGAAGUUUGUUGUUCUUGCUGCCAUCUAUGCUUGGAGAAGAGAGUCAUGUCAUAGAACUGGGAAGGUUUUAUGACAUCUGUCUGCCUGUGCCCUUUCUGAGCAUUCUGAGAGCACUUGGAGUUCAGCUGGUGCCGACUGCAGACUUCCCCAGGAUGAUCGUGUUCCUUUAGAAGCCUUCCCUUCCUCAGACAACUCCUUAUGUGAUACUUUGUAUUUCUUUCCAUUCUCUGUUGCCUUACUCCCCCUACCCCCAGCUUCUGAGGGGUUCUAGCUCCCACUGUGUAGCAGGAAAUGUCUAGGAGUACCCCCAAGGGAGCUUCCUGUCAAGUGUGUACUCCUACUCCGGGAGGCUUCUCCCCUUGGCAGCAGAAAGGUUCUGAGAUGAUUGUGUGAGACUCUUUAACUUCUGCAAUCUGAGCUAGGACAUAUUAUCAAAGAACCUACAAGGGGGGGGGGAGGAUGCUGGCAAGAAACACAUAAGGCUUAAGAUUAAGCAUGAAACCAAAGAGACGUUGAUCCUGCUGUUUUCUGUUGUUUCUAAAGCCAAGAACCCAAGCAAACUUAAAUGCCUUAGGUUUCCGUUCAAGCAGAGGGAAGGCGAGGAUACUGUAGCUCUAUACUGGGAGAACAGAGGAAAAUGUUUCUUUUUAACAAAUAGUUGUUUAUAGACUAUUAGAGGUGCAGUCCUCAUAAUUCCAGGUAAAGUUAUAAGCCUGUUUGGCCAAAGAGGUAAAUAGAAGGGGCCCUGAUGUCUUGGUCAAAGUGUUUGGUGAGCUUAGCUUAGCACUGCUGACGUGAGGGGCUGCAGGGCAAAGGGAUCAUGCUGAAGGCUGUCUUGACCUUACCCAGGAGUGCGGGGUCUGUGUGUACACUUGCUCUGUCAGGGUUUGCACUUGGGAGACCUGUCAAUCAGUGCUACCAGACAUCCUGCCAGCCUACCAGAGUGAAGUGAAUGCCAGUUCCCGCCCCUGCCUCCGAGAUAGUCAGUAUGAAGGGAGCUGUGAUCUCUGGAAGCAGUGAGCUACAUCAAUUCCAUUCCGUGGUGACCAGAAACAUUGAGUGUUGGUGUGAGAUGGAGCCUAGCCUGGGGACACUGACUAAGCCACUGUCCCUGGGACACUGUGCUCUCAUUUCAGCCAUGGUGUAGUCAGAGAUGCCCACUUUAGUCAGGCACACUGGGCCCACUGCCCACUGCCUUGUGAUUCAGUAAUAACCCUGGGAGCUUGUUUGCUCUUAAAUCUGAACAUCAUAUCCCAUGUUUCAUGUUUUUUUUUUUUUUUUUUACUGUGUGGUUUUUUUUUUUAUUAUUAUUAUUUUAAAGUUAACUACUUUUUAUAAUCCUUGCACUUCGCAGUUUGUGAAAACACAGAAAUGAUGUGGAAUAUGUUUUAGUUAGAACUCACUCAGCACUGUAGCCCUGCAGAUGGUUCUAAUGAAGGAGGAAGAAGAGAAGGUGAAGAUUUGGCAAGAGUAAGCUCAGCGCUGGUACGUUUAUGCCUUUGCCUUUAAAACAUUCCCGUGGAAGAACUCAGCAAUGCUCCCUUGGAUACUUUGUCACUGAGGUUGGUUGAGUUCACCUUGCUGAUGACUGUUGAGUGGUUUUCCACCUUAGGUUUAGUACACGUUUGCUUUUCACUUUGUUAGUUUGGGAACACAACAGGAAAUACAUAGUGACUGCCAGCUGCCACUUGACAUAGCCAUAUUCACCCAUUCCUACAGGAAGCCCGUGAAAUGAAAAAGAGGGUCCAUUCCGUAUAGCCCAGGGUGCUCAGUGUUUCCGUAGGGCUGGUUGGUGCUUUCCAUAGCUUGUCACUGGCAAAGCAAAGGAAAAUGUGAUUUGUUGUAUCACUUCAGGGUGCGACAUUUCUCUGUCCCUCCAGUGUUUUCUUACCUAGUUAUUUUUAUGGAAAAGAAUAACCCUCAAGUUACAUUCUGUUAUGACUGACACUUUCUUUGUUUGAAAUAUUGUACUGAGUCUGUAGUUUGGAGUGUGGCAAAAACACACACAUCAGCAUUGUCGCAUAUCCAUAGCCGUGUUUGUGCAUCUGACACCUGUGAACCACAGAGCUGUGUUCAUUUUGUUUUCUUUGGACUAUGGAAUGAAAUGCCUUUAAAUAAAAGAGUUCUCAAUCAGC
Messenger RNA from Mus caroli (Ryukyu mouse), 6568 nucleotides. It is a transcript of the gene Klhl42, whose product is annotated as kelch like family member 42. Gene Ontology annotation, molecular function: protein binding. Lineage: Eukaryota; Metazoa; Chordata; Mammalia; Rodentia; Muridae. The record is from RefSeq and is a predicted model, not a curated record.